CAACUUUGGUGGACCAUGUCAUCAACCAUGGCCUGACUAUGAGGGAAGCUGGGCAGAGAGUCCACCCACAUCUAAGCCGCUUCACAGUGGCAUCUAUAAUACGAACAUUCCGACUAGAAAACAGAAUGACCCGGAGACCUUCUGGGGGUGGACGGCAACGCCUGUUCACACAACAGCAGGAACUUGCCGUUGUGGACCUAGUGAGGGCAGACAAUGCCAUCCGUCUCCACCAGCUACGACGGAAAAUACUUGCAGACAGGCGAGUGUUCAGCAACAUAGACCAUGUGAGCAUCACCACCAUCAGACGCAUCUUGGGUAAACACAGCAUCACCAUGAAGCAGCUCUACAGAGUCCCAUUCGAGAGGAACAGUGACAGGGUCAAAGGACUUCGAGCUGAAUAUGUACGGAGGAUCAUGGCCAUGGAUGGAGCUGCACAGCCUCAUGAAUACAUUUUCAUUGAUGAAGCUGGAUUCGACCUGAGCAAAACAAGACGACGGGGUCGUAAUGUAAUUGGCCAAAGGGCAAUUGUGCACGUCCCAGGGCAGCGCGGGGGAAACAUCACAUUAUGUGCCGCCAUAUGCCUUCGAGGACUUCUGCACCAUCAUGCAAUGCUAGGUCCAUACAAUAGCCAACACAUACUCACAUUUCUAGAUGCUCUCCAUAACAUAGUUGUACAGAACAGACCAGAUCAGCCCAGGUUUGUGGUGAUAUGGGAUAAUGUCAGUUUCCAUCGGGCUGCUCUGGUCCAGGCCUGGUUCACCGACCACAAUCAAUUUGAAGUGGUAUACUUGCCCCCUUACUCACCAUUUUUAAACCCUAUUGAGGAAUUUUUUUCGGCUUGGAGAUGGCGAGUAUAUGACCGCCAACCACAUGCCCGCAUGCCUCUUCUGCAGGCAAUGGAACAGGCCUGCGGCGACAUUGAGGUGACAGCGAUCCAUGGAUGGUUUCGGCAUGCAAGAGGGUAUUUUCCCCGGUGCCUAGCGGGAGAGGACAUAGCUUGCGAUGUUGAUGAGGUCCUGUGGCCAGACCCCAACAGACGGCGGGAUCCAUGAGCCCACUUAUGCACACUUGUCAUGGUUUUUUGUGUUUACAGUAUAGUGUUUUUUCUAUUGCAGUAUUAUUGUGUUGUGGUUUUUUUUUUUUUUUUGCUUCAUCUGAAUUCAUGGUACUGCAAUGUACACUAUUGAGUAGGUCUAUUUGCGUUUUUGGUUGUUUGGAAAUGUGUCUCCUGUAAAUGUGCCUUCUGAAUACACAAUGGAAUUCAAGGACUGCAGUGUUUUAUGUAAAGAAGACUAGUGUGUUCCCCCUGAUCUGUAAGUGUUUGCAUAUGAUGCAAGUAUGUGUCAUUUUGUCAACAGAGUUACAUUUUGACAGAGGAAUGUUAGGUUUUGACAGCAGAGUUUAGGUUUUGGGAGUGGAGUUUCAUUUUGGCACAGAUGUGUAUGGUAUAUUUCCCAGUGUUGUGUCGUGUUUACUUGUGUUUAGAGUUUUGGCACAAUGAGCGACGUUUUGCAAAAUGUGUUCA
Haplochromis burtoni (Burton's mouthbrooder) is the source of this 1525-nucleotide messenger RNA. RefSeq lists its product as uncharacterized. NCBI's taxonomy places the organism in Eukaryota, Metazoa, Chordata, Actinopteri, Cichliformes, Cichlidae. Bases 39 to 1052 code for a protein of 337 amino acids. The record is from RefSeq and is a predicted model, not a curated record. Gene Ontology annotation, molecular function: nucleic acid binding. The transcript is spliced from 3 exons.